UGUAGUCGGUCUUCCGUGAUACCCUCUGCGACCUUCUACGGUCAGCACGCAUUACAUUGUCCAUCGUGUCACAGUCGAAGUCACUUUUUUUUUUUUAUCUAGUUCUAAUGUAAAACGUAAAAACAUUUUUUCAUAAGUGUACGUCGUGUGUAGCAGAGCAUCGUUCAUAUAUUCCUCCAUUAAAUUUUAUUAUACAUUUUAAUUCACUGUUUUUCUGUAACUGUACACAAGCGGAAGUAGUGGAAGUCCACCGUUGCACGAUCUUUCAUGAUGAAAAAGGUUUAAUGGACAAAACAAUUAUCGAGUACAACAGUUACGUUGCUCAGAAGACACGACUCGUGACGCGGAGCGCCUGAAGGCGUUGGAUCGAUUGCAAAAUUCCGUUUUGCAACAAAAUGACCGCGGAGAGUUCCUUGGACGACCGACCAACCUGGCUGCAGGAUAUGCCUACGGUCCAGGAAGUCGGCGAAAUGAUGCGGAGUUUCGGCAUGUGGGACUAUUUGGUUUUCGCGUUCAUGCUGAUGACCUGCGGUUUAGUCGGGAUUUACUUUGGCUUCAUUAAAAAAUCGUCGGGAGAAGACGAGUACCUCGUGGGCGGAAGAAACAUGAAGACUUUUCCCGUCAGUUUGAGUCUAAUAGCCAGCUUUAUAUCUGGUAUUUCGUUAUUGGGUACACCGACGGAGGUUUAUGUACAUGGCACCAGCUACCUUUGUGUCUGCUUCGGCAUCAUCAUCGUCGGUUUCGUGAUGUCCGGAAUAUAUUUACCGGUCUUCCAUGAACUCAAACUGACAAGUACCUACGAGUAUCUCGAGAAACGAUUCGAUAAAAAGAUUCGAUUACUGGGAUCGGUCCUUUUCUCGAUCAGCGUCAUGACGUGGCUUCCUAUCGUUAUUUAUGUACCUGCGCUUGCUUUCAAUCAAGUUACCGGGGUGAAUGUGCACAUAGUAACUCCAUUCGUGUGUAUCGUGUGCAUUUUUUAUACUUGCGUGGGCGGUUUAAGGGCAGUGGUGUGGACCGAUUUCAUUCAGACCUUCAUAAUGUACGGUUCUAUGCUGCUGAUCGUUAUUAAAGGGACAAACGACGUGGGCGGAUUGUCGUUGGUAUUAAGAAGGAACUUGGAAUCUGGAAGGUUGGAGUUUCCCACGACAGAUUGGAAUCCUCUUACGAGGCACACAAUUUGGUCCCUGGUGAUUGGCGGUUUCGUCCACUGGUUGCAAAUAGCCGCUAUCAAUCAAAAUAUGAUACAGCGUUAUCUCUCGUUGCCCACGUUGCAAUCGGCCAGAAGAGCUCUCUGGUGUUUCAUAGUCGGAGUCUUGAUUUUAAUGGGAACAUGCGGAUACGCGGGAAUGUUAAUAUAUGCCUGGUACCAUGAGUGUGAUCCACUUACGACGAAGCUAGCAGGUGCAAAGGACCAAUUGUUGCCAUUGCUCGUAAUGAACAUAUUGAGAGACAUGCCUGGUCUUCCAGGCCUCUUCGUCGCUGGUGUAUUCAGUGCAGCAUUGAGCUCUCUAUCAACUGGUUUAAAUUCCAUGUCCGCGGUAGUGUUGGAAGACUUCGUGAAACCCUUUAGGAAGACACCGUUUACUCCCAGAGUGGCGGACAUUUUAAUGAAACUCACAGUAGUCGUUUUAGGGAUAAUCUGCGUGGCUCUCGUGUUCGUCGUUGAGAAAACUGGUUCCCACGUUUUGCAGUUAUCGAUGAGCUUGGCGUCCAUUGCCAGUGGACCAUCUCUCGGUAUAUUCAGUAUGGGAAUCCUGCUGCCCUGGGUGAAUGCCAAUGGUGCUCUGAUCGGUGGUCUUUCUGGUUUGGGCUUUAUGGGAUGGAUCAGCCUUUCAGCCGAAGCAGCGAUCGCCAGCGGAAGAUUAAAAUUCGAUGAGAAACAAGUCACUACGGAAGGAUGCUACUACUCCUUUCCUAAGGUAGAGAAUUUGUUGCUGUUCGUCCCUCCAGAUACAAUCUUGGAAGACGACGAGUUUCUCCCAGAACCUUUGGCGUUGUAUCGUCUCAGUUACCUUUGGUACACCGUCACCGGUGCUCUGGUAACAAUGAGCGUUGGCCUGGCAGUGAGUCUCAUAUCGUCAGAAAACGUUGAGAAGCUGGACCCAAUGUUGUUGGCCCCGUUUAUAAGAAAAUUCCUAAAAAAGUCCGACAAGGAAGUUCAAUUGGUCGAGAUUGGGAGCUCAGAAGUUGGCGUGGAAGUAUGGAGAGCCAGAGAGGCGAACGCUUCUGAGAACGUUUCAUUGAUCUGACCUUGACCGAUGGUCAUUGAUGCUGAUCGAAUCAGAGGUCGAGAAACUGUGCGCGACGAAGUGUUUGGUUGACAAGCUGAAAUAUUAAAUUAGUCGAGCCCGAAAUAUAAAAUAAAUUUAGACCAAUCAUGGAUGUAAGACACGAAACGAACAACCGUCGGAGUACGAACGAGUGUAAAGCGGCCAUUGUACGAUGAGACUCGCCUCGAACAGUGUCUCGCGACGAGCAACUGGUUUGAGAAUUAUCUGGAAUCAGUUAGAGUCUCUGAUUUCUAAAUAUCUGAGAUCAGAAACUUCAAAUAAUCACAACUUUCUUGCAAUACAAUUCCAUUCAACGAAACAAUCAAUUCUGCAACCUUUUUCCAACGUUCUACAAGCUUUUAAAAGUUGGGUAGAGGCUAUUUUGAUAUUAUCAUUGUUUUUUAAAUGCUUAUUUGUUACAAAAAUAGGUUCAAACUGUAGGGAAGACGUGGUAUAACUUUCCACUCGUGAUACUUUAUCCAUCAGCAGUUUAUUCGCAUAAUUCUUCAUUCCUGAUGCCUUGAAAAUGACUCGUCUUUUAGCGUUUCAUUAAUUUUUUUAAAUCUUUUGAAUUAUUUUUAUAUUAUUCUAGUUUUUCAAUUGAUUUCUUAUUUUCCGUUUAUUUCGAUGUUGCAUUCUCUAUACAAAGAUGGAAACGAAAGUGUGUGUCAUUUUUAAAUAAAUAUAUUUAAAUGAAUUUUCAUUUAUUUAAUCUUGCAAACGGUACAAGUUUGCCUUGCUAAGGUCGGAGGCUGAAUUCCCAAGUUCUAAUUCGUGAAGCAAAAAGACACAUUUUCGUUUCCAUCUUUAUUUUUGUAUAGAGAAUGCAACAUCGAAAUAAAUGGAAAAUAAGAAAUCAAUUGAAAAACUAGAUACCCUGUACUUUCCAUUGAUGUCAAUAUUGUUCUUAAUAAAUAAUAGUAAUAAAGUAAAUUUUUUUCGAUACCUAAUAGACGUAUAUCUGGACACCAGUCCCCACAUAGUGUUAAGAGAAAUAUGUUUUUUCGUAUGUCACUAUUAAAGGAAAGCAAAAUAAACCAAAGAAUUUUGUUAAAUUAUUUACGAAUGAACGAAGGACGAUUUAAUUUUAUUUUUUAAUUGAACCGUUCCAGUGUCAGAAACGAUUGUUUGGAUUAUAAAAUAGUUUGUAGAGUUGAUCAAUUGAUUGAAUCGUUGAGGCGGUGGCAUUGAAGACUCAUCGUAGGUGAGUGACCACAAUAUCCAACCGCGAUGAAAUCAUACGUGACAAGUCUAAUAAGAUGAUUCUAAAUGGUCUCAAAUCCAUCGUUUGUCAGGGGACGUGCCCCGAAGCAAGUCUCAUCACUGUAGCGAUACGAAGCGACAAAGAUCGUUUGAUACCAAAUAUAAACAGGAAUAAAAAGAAGACAACACAAUGUGUUUGUUUGUUUGUUUUUUGUUUACAUUUACCCAUAGACGUAGUAUAUUUCGUACGUGUAUUUCAACGUUGACGAAGAUGUACAAAGAUAAUAUAUGCGACAGUAUUCUAAUAUUAUGCUAGCUAUCCUUUUAGUGAAGUUGUACUUUCACUUGUAAAACGUGUACUAUCCAAUACGAAAGGGAUGAAAUUUUACAAACGUGUUUAUUUCACUUUCAUCUUUCGUUGUGCAAUAAUAGAAACGAAAAGGAAAAAGAACAAAAGAUACAGUUUCAGGGCGAGCCGCGAAUUCUACCCGAAAAUGUUUUCUUUUUUUUUUCGCUACGUUAACUCGUUAACAGGUAUAUAUAGUGAAUUGUGAAAUAACUUUUAUUUGCAGAAUAGAAACGAUAUAUCAAAAUUAUACAUUAUCAGGUGAUAUACAACGAUGACAAAUUUUAAGGACCAGAAAAUAUCCAUUUCGAAUAAUAAACGAAUCACUUAUGCCUGAAAGGAAUGCUAGAAAAAUAUUCACAUUACGAUACUGUAAUGUUUAAUAUAUUGCUAUUACUAUUAUUACGCCAUUACAAUACAAGUUUGUCGUGUAACAAAUGUUUAAGAUCACUUUGACUGACUGUAGAUGUAUUCGCGAUCGUGUGACUCGUGCAGUUUCUAUUUAUUUAUAGAAUUGAGCAUCAGAUUAUACAAAGAUUUCGAUGUUAAUAUACAAAUCGUCUGGAGAAUAUGUUUGCACGGAUUAAUCAUGUCAUGAAUUAGGCAGGAAUGUGAUCAGACACGGCACUCUGAUAUUUUAUGCUUGAGGAAGACGACAAACUGCACGAGUAUCGUUCGUUUCCAUGAAUCGCAAGAUGUAAUGUAAUGUAAACGUGGUCUUUUUUGUAUAACAGGCUUUAUUAAUUACGUGUCAAGUGUAUUUGAUGAUGUCUCAUGUCAGAUAGUCAUAAUUACUUUACUACGAAAGUGCUCGUUACACGAUUCAACCCAAUUAGUCGGUAUUAACUUAUAUUAAACGAGUAACGCGGUAAAUUGUACGAUUAAGUAACAAAAUUGGACGAAAAUUCGCCUUUUAAAUAACUAUAAUAUGUUUCCCGAAUAAACGAACAUAGAGUAUCGAUGAAUGAUCGAUAAUUAGGAUUUUACUGUAAUUCUUACAAUAUUGCAAGCGAGAAUAGAAAGAACGAAACACACACGAUACAAUAAAGAUAUAAAUUUAAAGUUAUCUUCUUAUCGUUUUCAUUAUUUGCAAUCAUAGUAUCUCUUUUCUCUCAAGAUUCUGGCACUUGAAAUGUUAACGGAACGUAUAAAAAAAGAAACAACCACGUUAAAAACUAGGAAAACUAUGAAUGCGAAUAAAGUACGCGCACGGAGAGUAUAAAAUCUAUUUCUUUUUUUUUUUUUUGUACUUAUAGAAUAAACCAUCGUCAUUAAAUGCUCUCGACGCAAAUUAUUGUGUUCUCAUAUAAAUCAUAAAACGCCAUCUUAAAUGCAAAUAUAAAGAAAUACAUACGCUGUCAAUAAAAUAAAUAAAUACACGUUCGUAUGCGUGCGCGUGCAUUUAUUUAUUUACACGUACAAUUCUUUCAAACGGUCAUUUUUGUAAAAAAAAUCACAAAAAUGUUGUGCUAAUGUAACGUGAUCCAAAUUCUGAAACCAUCCAAUUAUAAUUAUCGCUAUUUCAAUGGUAAUAAUAAUCGUUAAAUAUACUGUACGUUUUAAUACUAAAAAUGGUAAUUAAUAAACGAUACAAGUUAUUGAUCGCUUCUAUGGAUGUUAACGGAAUAUUAACCAGUCGAUAAUAGCGCGUUUAAAAAAUAUACAAAUAUCUAAAUUCGAAUGAUAUCGUAAAAAGAAAAAUUAUUUAACUCAGUACCGAUUACCUCGUUUCUUUGCUCGAGGUGUAGUUAAUGUUGAAGAUCUCACGUACAAACGAACGAUGCCACCUCGAACGACAAGCAAAUAAAUUACUCCAUUAUUCAUGGUCAAGGUGACGUCGUCGGUUUCUGUCUGAAAUUUUCAACGUCAGUCACGCAACUACUUUAUACAGUCUGGACUAGAUUUCGAUUUUUUUUAGGACGAUGCAAGCGUAAACGUUCGGUUACUUUUGCAUUUACAAAAUCAACGCCUCGGCCAUUUAAAGGACUGGCCACGUCGUUAGCUCCAAAGAAUUAUUCAUAGAUCACUAGUAUACAAAAUAUUUCUUGCACCUUUCGAAUUAUACGAUACAUCAACAGGCAUAUCGAUAAUAGUAAUAUAUGUUUAUGUAUACAAAUAGAUGAUAUAUAAAAUAUUUUUCGAUCGUACAAAUGCUAGAAUGAAGAUUCAAAGACGUUUUCCUCCUAUCGCCAAGAGAACGUGCGAGCAAUCGUUUCAGUUCUGUGCCGUGAUCAAAACGAAAUCGCAAUCUUUUUGUUCGCGUUUUCAUCCGACACAUCUGAAGAGAUUAGAAUUUCCAUAGGAUAAAAAUGUUUGCUGCCUCCUUUUGGAGAACUUCAUAGAUUCACCGUUGUAAAAUUCUACGCGUCUUCGUAUGCUGGCUAUUGUUAGGGUUGAUUUUACAUUUCUUUGCAUUUUGCACCAACGCACAGAAGAUCAGAUUCAACAUUCAGCGAUUUAACGAAUUACAAA
This is a messenger RNA of Colletes gigas, 6291 nucleotides long. RefSeq names its product sodium-coupled monocarboxylate transporter 1-like. The record is from RefSeq and is a predicted model, not a curated record. The transcript is spliced from 15 exons. Gene Ontology annotation, biological process: transmembrane transport; sodium ion transport. Lineage: Eukaryota; Metazoa; Arthropoda; Insecta; Hymenoptera; Colletidae. Gene Ontology annotation, molecular function: symporter activity. Gene Ontology annotation, cellular component: membrane. Bases 396 to 2249 code for a protein of 617 amino acids.